AUGACCAUUUAUAUGUAUUCGACGGGCUUCGAGCAAUGCUAUAAAUUGAGAGUGGCAUUGAACUUCAACCCUUUGGGUGACAAGGAUGGAAUACUGAUAUAUUGUUCUGAAAACGAUGAAGGAUUAGGAGAGUUCGUGGCACUUGUGAUCAAAGAUAAACGCGUUGAGUUUCGAUACGACAUUGGUUCUGGCACAGCAAUCAUCAGAUCAAAUUACGUACUACAACCUGGUGUGUGGACACACGUCUCAAUCGCCAGAGACUUUAAAGAAGGCAACUUGACUGUAAAUGGAGAACCAACCAUAGGAGGUAAAUCUCCAGGAGUUUCGCGCACCAUGACACUAAACACACCGCUCUAUAUUGGAGGAGUCGAUCGCAGAAAAAUUACAGUGAAUAAAAAUGUUGGAGUAAAUCGUGCCUUUCGUGGUUGCAUCAGUGAUUUAGGAGUGUCUUCUAUAAAUGUAGAUAUACUAAAGUCAGCGAUAGACUCUGCAAACAUUGAUGACUGCAACGUGUUACAUCCUAAUCAAACAAAGUUGACUACCAUCGUCACUACUCCACCAUCCACUACUACACCAUAUGACCCAUGUGCCUCAAAUCCUUGCAUUCAUGGAGUCUGCCAGAGCACAGAUUCAUAUGACUAUUCAUGCACCUGUGAAUAUGGCUAUGUGGGCAGAAACUGUGAGAAUAUUCUAAAGCAGUGUGAACUGCUUUUGCCCUGCAGAAAUGGAGGGACAUGCACGGAUCUUCAUGGAUCAUAUAAAUGCGAUUGUCGAUUGGGUUAUAAUGGACAGAAUUGUGAAAAAUUGGCAGAAAUAACCUAUGACGUUGCGUUUAGAGGAGAUGGCUGGUUAGAAUUAGACAGAUCUGUGAUGACUCACGAAGAAGAACGUGAAGUGUUAGGCUUUGAAAUAUCAACAAACAAAACUAAUGGAUUGAUCAUGUGGCAUGGGCAGACUCAAAAUGACCUGAAUCCUGAUCACUAUAUGUCUCUUGCAGUAAUUGAUGGUUAUGUAGAAUAUCAGUACAACCUGGGCGCUGGUCCAGUAGUAAUUCGCGUCACAGCUCAAAAGGUAGACGAUGGGGAAAGACAUAGAAUAAUCCUUAAACGUCAAGGUAGCGAUGGAAGUAUUGAAUUAAAUGGUGAACACAUGGAGAGUGGUUCAAGCUAUGGAACACAACAAGAUUUGAACACCAGAGGUAGCGUUUAUUUAGGUGGAGUACCUGAUUAUGCAAUGACUUACGGGAAAUAUCAAGAAGGAUUCUCUGGCUGCAUUUAUACCAUGGAGGUACAAGAUUCUGGAGCCAUUGACAUUGGAGAAAAGGCUAUCAGAGGAAAGAAUGUUUCUCCGUGCACCAGAAUGUUGAAUGACAGACUUCCAACACGCGGAGAUCUUGGAUUAUUUUAUUAAGAAGUUUCUCUGGUAUUCAUAUAAAUGGUGUGGAGUUCUUCUGAAAGCGCUGACUCCAAAAAUAAUAGCCACAAUGUGAAAGUACCGCGAUAAAUAUACAAGCAGUUUUAUAUUUGUAGAUAUACAAAAUGUAUUCCCAAAAACACAGUACCAUUGAUACUAAUAUUUUACAAUCGACUUAACUACAUUUUAUAUGGCUUCGUUUUUACAGUGUAUAAGAAAACAAUACUGAUUUCAUUUACAUGAAAAAUAUAUUUUUUUUUGGGAUGUC
Messenger RNA from Megachile rotundata (alfalfa leafcutting bee), 1681 nucleotides. It is a transcript of the gene trol, whose product is annotated as terribly reduced optic lobes. Gene Ontology annotation, biological process: homophilic cell-cell adhesion; synapse organization. The record is from RefSeq and is a predicted model, not a curated record. Gene Ontology annotation, molecular function: protein binding; axon guidance receptor activity; calcium ion binding. Gene Ontology annotation, cellular component: neuronal cell body; plasma membrane; axon. Lineage: Eukaryota; Metazoa; Arthropoda; Insecta; Hymenoptera; Megachilidae.